GGUUUUCUUCGGUUCAGAGUUGAAUCGUGAGAAAAGUGUCCCCCUCUAACUGGAUCGAGGUUAAUUUCGCUUCGCUGCUGAAAAAUUGUACAAGGAUUCAAAUAAAAAUGUAAAGCGAAAACAGUAAAAGCAUUUGCGUGGGUAAAAUUGUGAAGAGCGUCGCGGAUUCAAUAAAUUUUUAAUUGAUGAUUAUUGCUCGGUUCGGUGUACGAUCAGGCUCGCGUGUUUUCUUGAAGAUUUCCUGAGGAAGGAGCAUCAUUUUAGUUAUCCUGUUUAAUAGACGUGCUAGAACGUUUAACGAAGAUGGUCAGAGGAAGGAGAGUCAGGGCUGUGAUAGCGUGCAGCGACGGCAGUGAUUGCUGUUCACCGCUUCCGAAACGCAAAGUGAAACUGCAGAGCAAGUUUGCCCAUUCAGUUCUUAGCCCAGUGAAUAAGAAAAAUCAAAUCAUUUCUCAGUUCUUUCAGGCUGUUGAAGUGGAUAUUGAUGAUGCCGUUUGUGAUUUAGAGGUGUCCAGUUUCGACAAUAGGAACAAUAUAUGCAUCGUUGAUUCUGAUAUACCUAGUGAUGGAAUCAAUGACUUAGAUGACAAGGAAAAGGAGGAAUUCAAAGGACAUUGCUUGAUGCACAUCUCCUCAGAGAUAUUGGCGACUCCGUUGGGUAAGAAUGGCCCCGCUGAUUUGGAUAUACUGUCGCCGGCAACACCACAUAGGAUUGAGUUGAAGGAUGAGCAAGAGGACAAAGUGAAAAAUGAAGCCAAAAUUGUACAAGAGAAAAUCGAAAAAAAGAUUAUCAUAGCACCCAGAGCGAGACGGAGGUUGAAUGCUAAUAAUGCGGUAAAUCAACAACCACCCGCGGCGAAACCCACUAUCAAAGGAAACAACAAUGAGACGAGUCAUAAACUCACAGAGUAUUUCCCAGUUAGAAGAUCCGUGCGAAAAACUAAUAAAAUUGCUUUAGAGGAGAAACAGCGCACGCUUGAACAAAAUUUAAGGAAAGGCAUCGAACAAGGAUUAAGGAUACGAAAUUUCGAAGGAAAGGGUAGAGGUGUUGUUGCAAACAAGAUGUUCCAGCGCGGUGAUUUUGUUGUCGAAUACUCCGGAGAUCUUAUUGAUACUGCCGAGGCCAAGAGGAGAGAGGUUAAAUACGCCCAGGAUCAAAACACAGGUUGUUAUAUGUAUUACUUCAAACACAAGAGUCAACAGUAUUGCAUCGAUGCGACAGCGGAAACUGGUCGUUUGGGUCGUCUGGUGAACCACUCUCGAAAUGGCAACUUGGUCACUAGAACAAUCGACGUUGAUGGAUUGCCGCGCUUAGUGUUAGUCGCAAAAGACACAAUCGAGAUUGGCAAUGAAGUGACUUACGAUUACGGUGACAGAUCGAAAGAGUCUCUUAGGUAUCAUCCUUGGUUAGCGUACUAAGCUGAGUAUUGCACUGAAUAUAACUAAAUAAAUUUCCUUUAUAUGUACAAGACAAUUAUUUGACCAAAGUUUAAUUACGUUACUCAUUUUAAUUAAUUUUUUUUUUUGGAUCGUAUUACAGUUAAAAGUUUAGCAAGUAUUUUUUUUGGCGUACAUUCUUAUUGAUUAACGCGACUUAAAAAACAAAGCAAAUAAUAUUCACUGCCCUUUGUAUUAAUUACUUUUCAAAAAAUAAGUUACUUGGUGACACGGUUUCUGACCUUUUAUUAUUAUUUAAACGUUAAGUUAUUCCCUAAGUUUCUGUAAUUUAUUUAUAUUUAUUAAAAUACCCUGCAACAAAUGUGUAUAUAUUAUAUAAAGACGAGAUGUUUAUGUUUUAGUAUUCUCUUUAGAUUUACGCACGUGUACUGUUUUUUAGUUCCGUCUUAAAUAAAUUUUAAAUUUGUUGGUAAUAUGUAAACGAGAUUGUGAUUUAAA
Nicrophorus vespilloides is the source of this 1896-nucleotide messenger RNA. It is a transcript of the gene Set8, whose product is annotated as histone-lysine N-methyltransferase pr-set7. Lineage: Eukaryota; Metazoa; Arthropoda; Insecta; Coleoptera; Silphidae. Gene Ontology annotation, molecular function: protein binding; histone H4K20 methyltransferase activity. The record is from RefSeq and is a predicted model, not a curated record. Bases 304 to 1419 code for a protein of 371 amino acids. The transcript is spliced from 8 exons.